Molecule: messenger RNA, 1483 nt
Organism: Glycine soja
Lineage: Eukaryota; Viridiplantae; Streptophyta; Magnoliopsida; Fabales; Fabaceae
Exons: 2
Coding region: 313-1386 (357 amino acids)
Source: RefSeq, a predicted model, not a curated record
UUUAGUUUUACGUGAUUUUUUUUUUUAUACAUUAGUUUUACGUGAUUAAUGUUUCAUUAAAAAUAUUUUUGUUAUUAUUUAAAACUAAUAUAUUCCCCCAAGAGUAGAUCUAGCUUUAAUAAUUCCAAAUAAAUUAAAUACAUGCAGCAUUAAGGUAGGAAAAGCUUCUCUAGUCCACAACUUUCCUUCAUUCAUUAUUUUUCCGGGGAAUCAAUCCUUUAGGCAUUAGUUUUAUGCAAUGGUGUUGUUAUUAGAACGAGUUAGUAACAAAUAAUAAAAUUGUGUGUUGUGGGGGGAAUAUAUAUAUAUGUGAUGGAAGGUCGCCGGAGGAUAACGCUACAUGAACAAAUGUCAGCUUCCGAUAACAGCCGAGCCCGAGAGCUAGCCGGCUUGACCCUUGACGACGUGUUAGGGAACCAGAAGAAGUUUUCAUCAACGCCACCCAGCCAACAACUUCCCAAGAGCCGAACCCUACUUGACAUCAUCAAAGAAGACGAGAGCAACAAGAAGGACCGCAGAUCUUGGAAAGCCUUCAAGGACAAGCUUCGGCUGAAGCGCGCAGGCUCAGCUUGGACAUCGUCAAUUCAUAUCCCGACCUCGGAUGUCCCUAUCCCUAACCCGAAUAGCCGAACCUUCACCCAGUUUGGUCGCCGCAACUCGGUCCGAUCCCCGACUCAGACUCAGACUCACUCCGACUCGGACAUGUCAACUCCCUACAAUGCUCACCAAGUCGAAGACCUCGACCCCGCCGACGACGACUCCGGUUCUCCGACCACCGGGCCUCCCGCCGUCCGCCCCCAAUUCAGCCGCCACGGCUCCACCCGCUUUGCCGGCGACGCCUCCGGCGACAACACCGCCGGCACGCUCCGGCCGCAGCUCUCGCGGCGGAACUCCACCAACAUUUCGUCGGAGCCCUACAAGCGGGGCCGCGUGGUGACGUUCCGGGACAGCUUUGACGACGAAGAGGCCGACGGCGAGGACGGCAAGAAGCCCGGGGAGGGGAGGGCGCUGUCGGCGAGGGAGGCGGUGGCAGCGCAGGAGGCGGCGGAGGCGGCGGCGCAGGAAGCGGAGGCGGCGGAGCAGGCGCCGGUGACGAUGUCCCUGAUGGACUUGCUGGAGGAAACUGACAGGGAGAUGGGGCUCGAAGGAUCGAGGUAUAUAUUGAGUGAUGAUGAGGACUUUGAUGAGGAUGAAGACGAAGAUGAUGAUGGCGGAGAGGGUUCUAUGGAGCACACUUGCUGUGUUUGCAUGGUGAAGCAUAAGGCUGCUGCUUUUAUACCUUGUGGCCACACUUUCUGCAGGAUGUGCUCAAGGGAGCUUAUGGUUAGUAGGGGAAAUUGCCCUCUCUGCAACAAUUUCAUUUUGGAGAUUCUUGACAUUUUCUGAGUUUUUUUUCUAUUUUAAAAACAUUCUGGGAAUUUGUUGUUGUUUUUAUUAUUUUUUUUUUAACUUUUUUAAAAAUAAAAUUUCUGAUUUAUUGUUA